UCAGAUAUCGUUCAGUUACUGCCUCUCUUAGCGGCGGGUAGGCCUACAUCCUAUGUGAUAUGGAGCAUUGUGGCCUUAAUUAAAUGGGGAAAUUUACGAGCAAUAUCAUUUCUUAUGACUCAUUUUUGUAGAUAUGACACUCCAUUAGUGGUGUGCACCGCCAGCCGUCAAAUAUACGUUAUUUUCUCCAAAUAGGACAAAGGACGCGCACGCUACAAUAAUGGCCACGUACAGCUGUGCUGAUACUGUUUCAAAUCUGCCCGUUCAUUUUCGAAAUCACACUGUUGGAUUGAUGUUAACGGUCGCCGGUGUCGUUCCUCAAUUCGGAAUGUAAGGACUGACCACGACUUUUGUGGACUACAGCAAAAGUAAUAUCACAGAAAGAUUGGAAUAGUCUGCGGGUGGUAUCUUUCAUAAGGCCUGUUAGUGACGCUGGCUGGGCUUGGCCACUCCUCCCCAGUCUCUCCCCCUCCAUCACCCUCCCCUUCUACUCAUUCUCUCCUGCUUCUGCCACCACCAUGCCCUCUGUCCCCUGCUGCACCACCUAUCCUGUGGAAAGUGCCUGUCCGCCCCGGUAGGAUGCCCGAGUCGCCCUGCUGUGCCCUGCGCCCCCUCCUGCCCGCCUCCACCACUACCAACGCCGUUUCCUCCUCCUCCGCUGUGACCUCUCCUCUCGCCGCCGCCCCGCCCCCCGAUGGCAUCGUCCCCGCGCUCCGCCAUGGAUGAGGAUGAGGUGAGCGAAGUGAUCAGCACCAACGCGCUGGCCUGGCUGGUGUGCUCAGCCGUGUCCAUCCUGGCCAACGCCUGGGGCAUCCUGAGCGUCAGCGCCAAGCAGAAGAAGUGGAAGCCGCUGGAGUUCCUCAUCUGCACGCUGGCCGGCACGCACAUCCUUAACAUGGCCAUCCCCAUCACCAUGUACUGCGUCAUCACCCUGCGCCGACAGCACUCCAGCUACCAAUGGAACGAGGGCCUGUGCAAGGUGUUCGUGUCCACCUUCUACACCCUGACGCUGGUCACCUGCUUCUCAGUCACCUCACUCUCCUACCACCGCAUGUGGAUGGUACGCUGGCCCGUCAACUACAGGUUGAGUAAUACCAAGAAGCAGGCGGUGCACACGGUGAUGGGCAUCUGGAUGGUGUCCUUCAUCCUGUCCACACUGCCCGCCGUGGGCUGGCACGAUACCAUCGACCGCUUCUAUGCCCGCGACUGCCGCUUCAUCGUCACGGAGAUCGGCCUGGGCUUCGGCGUGUGCUUCCUGCUGCUGAUCGGCGGCAGCGUGGCCAUGGGCAUCAUCUGCAUCGGCAUUGCCCUCUUCCAGACCUUCGCCAUCCACGCGGGCCACAAGGCCGACAAGAACAAGUUCAACGUGCCCACCAUCGUAGUGGAGGACGCUCAGGGCAAGCGGCGCUCGUCCAUCGACGGCUCGGAAUCGCUCAAGACCUCGCUGCAGAUCACCUACCUGAUCAGCGGCAUCGUCUUCAUUUAUGACUUCCUCACCGGCUUCCCCAUCCUGGUGGUGAGCUUUACCAGUCUGAAGUAUGACCGCUCCUACAGCUGGAUGGUGCUGUGCGUGCUGUGGUGCUCCAUCGCUCAGUCCAUCCUGCUGCCCAUGUUCUUGUGGGCGUGCGACCGCUACCGCGCAGACGUGCGCAUGGUCUGGGAGAAGUGUGUGGCCAUCAUGUCCAACGACGACGUGGACGAAGAAAACAGCCAAGAUGGAGGAAUUCAUGCGGACUUAAUAUAUGACAGACCAUAUGACUAUAGCUCCGCGGCUGAUAUCAUGACGGUAGACCGUAUUGCCAAGUACGAAUUCUCAACCUUAGAAAUGGGGGUCCCACAAGGGUAUCCAUUGCAACUACAGGAAGAUAAAAUGCAGUAUUUGCAGGUACCCCCUACAAGAAGAUUCUCCCACGACGAAACCGACAUGUGGACCAGCGGCCAGAUCCCCUCCUACCUACACCACUGGGGCUCCACAGAGGACGUGAUGGGGAUGGUCCAUUACAACUCCAGCUUGCCACGCCACGAGAGGCGCAGGAGCAGCCCGGUCUCCUACCACGAGGAGAGCCACCCGCACCGCAAGCGCCGGCGCUCAGAGGAUAGCGGGCACAUGCUCAAGCAGCUGCCGCGGGUGAGCGGUGGCGAGCGCUACGAGGAGGCAGAUUUGCGCUGCUUUAGCCGCGACGAGGUCAUCAACUUUAUCGAUGAGACCCCGCUUCCCAGUCCCAUGAAGAGCCCACGCCGCACCUCCACCAUUUCCCUCAUCCCAGACGUCUACGAGCAGCACAUCAUCUUGUAUCCGCAUUUCCCACUCACCGAUUUUGAGCGUGAGCCCCAUGCCCUGCGGCGCCUCUCGCAGCAUGGCAGGAGCUGUAGUCGGGGAGGGUCACCAGAUGGCUCACACAGGGCAGACAGGGCGUGCGGUGGGGAAAGCUCCGGGGCAUGCCGUUCAGGUUCCCUCCGUGAGCACCGGCGGGAUGGGAAGCGCCAUGGCGAACUAGUCCCCGCGGGGCAAAGCCUGCGGACUGGGGAGCACUCGUCUCACAGGCCCAGCAGGACAGGAGCCCACAGAGCUGGGCCCGACUGGGGGGGACACAAGCACCUGACUACGGGAGACAGUAAAGGGAGCACAAAUAGUUUUAUAAGCUCACCUUCUGCAUCAGCCUCGGGAUAUAUCACAUUUCACUCAGAUUCCAUAGGAUCUGCCACCUAGAUAGAGUAGAGAAAGUUUUUAUUAUAAAUAUUAUUAGUAUUAUUAUUACAGAACCAUGGCAUUGGGGUGGUGUAAAGAUUUCAUACUGGUAUAUCCUAAAUAAUGGUUGAUUUUUUUCAGCCAAACUAAACUCCCAAAGCCAGGACUUAUACUCUGUUUUAUUGGCCUUAAAGCUUUGUACACAUUUCAUGACCUGCCUACCUUUGCUUUAGUACCUGGUAGGCUAGACAACGUAGCAACUUUGAAAGAGGCUGUGCAAUUCCUGGGAGGCAGUGAGCUCCACCACAUAGUGACUCGAACACAUUGCUUUUAGUAAACCCAUACUAACAUCUCCUUUUAAUCUUGUGCAUAUUCCACUCUUUUAUUUUGUGUCAUUUAUUGUACGAGGAUUGGGGGGGGGGAUUGGUAUUUUGAUAUUUUUUUGCACUUCAAAAUCUCAGAUAUUGUGUAAGGUGUUAUGAGAUGAGAGGGCAAUGCCAAAACAGGCCAUGUUCUUAUUUGUUGUGGUUAUGACGUGUCUAUUUGAUGGAUGAUCAUUUGCUAGAUUUUUGAUCGAAAUAAACAAGGAAGAGAGGGAAUGUUUUUAGGAAAUAUACAAAACUUUAUUUCUUCGUGAAGGAAGCCCUCUGAUGUUGUGUUGUGGCCUAUCGUUAAAUAUCCUAUACAAAGACAUUAUUGCAAAUUGCCUCACUUCAGUGUCAUUUUCUACAUGGUUGUGUAAGAAGAAUUUCUACCAUGACGUCCCUUAGACACUUUGAAAAAGUUAACUCGGCGUGGAGUGGAUGUGACGUGUACAUAAUGAACGUUACAGGUACAUUGGAUGUAUGGUUUGGUGUGCUCCUCGUUCUUUCAUUGAGGAUUUGACCGGGAUGUGUUCUUGUUUCCUCUUAUAAAUACUGUCAUUCGAUAUUUAUGAUUACAAAUGUGUAACAGUGGUCAGCACACGCACAGAUAUUCAUGCAGACAUACAUAAUACGACAUACAUCAGCCGUCAACAGUAGCUUAACCUCAUCAAAUGGUGCUUGACACUUGGCAGCAGAGUGUUGGUCAAUCUGUAUAUCCCUAGAUUGGCCCCAGUGGCCCUUUUAGGAAGCACCAGGAUGUGCAGAGGAAAAUCCUCCAGACCAGGGGUGCAUCUCAAUAGUCUGAAUUGGUCUCCAAGCCUCCUUGUCUCCUCUCGAUCGGCACAGAUAUCAAAUGAUAAGGUAAAUCUUGCAAUCAGUUUACACCUUUCCCAUUCUUUCAGCUCAGUGAGGAUGAAGAAAGGAGACGAGGAGAGGGAGUCACUACACUAUUGAGAUGCACCCAAUGGCUCAUGUCCAAAACAUCUGCCAUAUCCCAAUUUGAAAGAUGUAACUCAGACAUUCACAUAAAUCAGUCAUUGAUGUCAAUGUGAUAUUUCUGGGAGGUAAAAUUAUGCAUGCAGAUCUCAAAUUAGGAUUGCACCUCCUUUUGCUGAGCUGCAUCUAAAUAGUCUAAAAUAGUGUCUAUUAAAAAGGAUGAGGGCCACAUUUAGUCCAGGAUGGAGCUUUAAUCUGCUACUGGCACAUACUUGCACCAUAGAAAUAGAAUUCCAUGUCAGUCAUACUAAGUGUACCAAUGAGGGUACAGUCAAACUGCAAUGGUCUGAGGGUCUUCCCCGUUCUAGGGAUUCUAUUUCUAUUGCUUUAACUGUGACCAAUCAGUGAAUCUGGAUCGAAGGACCAUGAAUAGAAGUACAGGUUCUCUGGGUGACCUCGACUAGAACGAGGUGCUUUUUCAGAGAAUGUUUGACAUGCCAAAGGGUGGCCAGUAAGAAGUGAAGCCAAGCAUGGCUGAAGGAACGUGAAUGGUGUUCAUUAAAUUCACCACCACCAAUGCACUCCAGUGUUUAUAGAGUAUGUGGUUCACUGGUGGUGUGGGUACACAUUUAUAUUCCUUUUUGCUUUGACAUCCUUGGCUUAAAUUCUUACAAAACUCUUGGGAAACACUUGAAAUCGGGGUCCAUCAGGUGUAUAAGACCAUUGAGGCAUGAUGGACCAAGGCAACUGAGUCUUCCUCAUGCUGGAAAGAUUUGAAUUCUAUUGAUAACUUGUUAUUGCAAAUGUUUUCAACUUUAAAAUGUAAUAUUCCCCAAAUAUGUUAAUUUGGCAGUUCUAAAAUCCUAAGUUUGACAUUUGACAUGAAUGUAUUUAGACAAGUUUUGUGUAGGUUUGCAGAUCAAUUCAUUAAAUGGAGUGAUAGUACUUUCAACUCGCAGUGUGCCCCAAUUAACCCUUUUAUAGCCUCAUUAUGUUGUAAAAAAUCCUCGACUUUCUAUGAGGCACACACACAUUGGUAUUAUAAUGCAUCAUAGUGAUGUAUUAUAAGGAUGUUAUAACUACUUGGAGUUAUGACAGCUUAUAAUAUGCAUUAUAAUGCACUAUAAGAGUAUGGAGUUAAAUGCUAGCCUGGGUACCAGUCUCUUUCUGCUAACAUUCCACUCCUUGUACUCUGUGUCAUAUGCCAAACAUUUGGCAUAUAAGCUAAACAUUUGGCAUAUGACAUAAAUGCGGUUAAGAGGUCAAUGGAACGCAGACCAUGGGGUAUAGAAACACGCUCGAUUGGUGCACAUUCAACAAAGUGGAUAUAUAUACAGUACCUGUCAAAAGUUUGAACACACCUUUUCUUUAUUUGUACUAUUUUCUACAUUGUCAAAUAAUAGUGAUGACAUCAAAACUAUGAAAUAACACAAAUGGAAUCAUGUAGUAACCAAAUAAGUGUUACACGAAUGAAAAUAUAUUUUAUAUUUGAGAUUCUUCAAAGUAGCCACCCUUUUGCCUUUUUGACAGCUUUGUACAUUCUUGGCAUUCUCUCAACCAACUUAAUGAGGAAUGCUUUUCCAACAGUCUUGAAGGAGUUCCCACAUAUGCUGAGUACUUGUUGGCUGCUUUUCCUUCACUUUGUGGUCCAACUCAACCCAAACCAUCUCAAUCGGGUUGAGGUCGGUUGAUUGUGGAGGCUAGGUCAUCUGAUGCAGCACUCCAUCACUCUCCUUCUUGGUCAAAUAGCCCUUACACAGUGUGUUUUGGGUCAUUGUCCUAUUGAAAAACAAAUGAUAGUCCCACUAAGUGCAAACCAGAUGGGAUGGCGUAUCCCUGCAGAAUGCUGUGGUAGACAUGCUGGUUAAGUGUGCCUUGAAUUCUAAAUAAAUCACAGACAGUUUCACCAGCAACGCACCCCCACACAAUCACACCUCCUCCUCCAUGCUUCACGAGGGAGCCAAACAUGCAGAGAUCAUCCGUUCACCUACUCUACGUCUCACAAAGACACCGGUUGGUUACCAAAAUCUCAAAUUUGGACUCAUCAGACCAAAGGACAAAUUUCCACCGGUCUAAUGUUCAUUGCUCGUGUUUCUUGGCCCAAGCAAGUCUCUUCUUAUUAUUGGUGUCCUUUAGUAGUGGUUUCUGUGCAGCAAUUUGACCAUGAAGGCCUGAUUAUCACAGUCUCCUUUGAACAGUUGAUGUUGAGAUGUGUCUGUUACUUGAACUCUGUGAAGCAUUUGUUUGGGCUGCAACCUGAGGUGCAGUUAAUGAACGUAUCCUUUGCAGCAGAGGUAACUCUGGGUCUUCCAUUCCUGUGGCUGUCCUCAUGAGAGCCAGUUUCAUUAAAGCACUUUAUGGUUUUUGCGACUGCACUUGAAGAAACUUUCAAAGAACUUUCAAAGAAUUUACUGACCUUGUCUUAAAGUAAUGAUGGACUGUAAUUUAUCUGCUCGUUUGAGCUGUUCUUGCCAUAAUAUGGACUUGGUCUUUUACCACAUAUGGCUAUCUUCUGUAUACCACCCCUACCUUGUCACAACACAACUGGUUGGCUCAAAGGCAAAAAUAAAUUCCACAAAUUAACUUUUAACAAGGCACACCUGUUAAUUUAAAUGCAUUCCAUGUGAUGCAUUCGUGAAGCUGGUUGAGAGAAUGCCAAGAGUGUGUAACGCUGUCAUCAAGGCAAAGGGUGACUACUUUGAAGAACCUCAUAUAAAAUAUAUUUUGAUUUGUUUUGAUCACUUUUUGGGUUACUACAUGAUUCCAUAUGUGUUAUUUCAUACUUUUGAUGUCUUCCCUAUUAUUCUACAAUGUAGAAAAUAGUUUUUAAAAAAUAAAUAAAAACUAUUGAAUAAGUAUGUGUCCAAACUUUUGACUGGUUCUUGUUAUGUAUAUAUUUGUACCUUUAUUUUAUCAGGAAGUCAUACUGACACCAAGGUCUCUUUUACAGAUGAGCCAUUAAUUACAUACAUUAUAGAAAAUACACAUGAAAAUAUAAAUACAAGCAGAAAUAAAUAAAUAAAAACACAUUCAUCAGUAAUAAGCAAUAAGGAUAUUUGUCAAAUCCGUCAUGAUUAAUGUAUUGUAACAGGCACACAAUGUGAUUACUAAAGUCCGAUUUUUAUAUUUUUGACUCUUUUCGUUGCAUAACAGUUAGGCUAGUUGUCCCUUUUCAAGUUUAGAAGUGACUACUAAUUGCUAAAUGGUAUUCCUAUAAACUGAUAGCAUAGCUAAAUUAGCAUACAGAAAUCGGUGACAUUAGUCAAAGUCGUUUUUAAGCAGUUGAUUUAUGAUGAUGACAUGAUGGAAAUGUAUUGGGGUUGACAUCCAUACAAGCAUUAUACUCCGAUGUUUACCCCAACAUAGUGUGAAAUACACAUAUAAACAAUAGUCUAAAUGUAGGCAAAUGUUGUUGUUGGACAAUGAGGAGAUUAGGGAUCUUUCCCCCACAGCAUCUUUCCCCCACGCGUUUCCAUGGUAUUCCCAUUGUUUUGGUCGAGUUCAAUUGACCUCAGGCUAGAUAAAUGCACUUAUAAGGUAUACUGUGUGUGUGCCUCAUAGAAAGUGUGCUAUUAUCAUAAUACUUUGCUUACAAAUGUUUUGCAUACACAUUAAGCUAAUUUGUUUCUAUAGCAUAAGUCAUACUCCAAAGUCCAGGUUAUUAAUUUAGGUUAGCCUGUUAAUUGUGCACCUCUCACCCCUUGUUCAAUAUUCAAAUGAAUAUCAUAAUGUGAACACCUUUCUUUGAAAGUAUUGCCGUCUUUAUAUUCCCUUUUCGAAAUAUGCCACGUCAUUGACUUUUUCUGCAUUAUGUUUUUCUCUGUGUUUACAGUAGCCUACCUAUUUAUCAGAAUCUAAUUUUGUAACAUAUCCUGCUCUGUUAAAGCUUUUAUGACUGUCAAUCCUAUGAACAAUAUUUGGUGUUUUUGUUGCUCAGAUGAUGGUUUUGUUAAAAGGAUAAAGAUCUAUUUCGAAUCAAAGUUGCAGUGGGAAAAAAACACUUUAUUAGUUUGAAAUCGUUGAAAGUGAGUUUUGCGUUUGUAUUUUGAAUUGUUUUUUUGUUUUUGUUUUUUUCCGUGAGGUGCACAUCAACCAUAUUAGAGUUUGAUUCACAACACGGUUUUAUUGAAUUGAUGUUCACACUUCUUUGAGAUAAUUCGAGAUAUUAUUCUGUACGGACCAGAAAAAAAUAAAGCAGAUGUUUCGACAUA
This is a messenger RNA of Oncorhynchus keta (chum salmon), 8201 nucleotides long. RefSeq names its product probable G-protein coupled receptor 153. Gene Ontology annotation, molecular function: G protein-coupled receptor activity. Gene Ontology annotation, cellular component: membrane. The record is from RefSeq and is a predicted model, not a curated record. Gene Ontology annotation, biological process: G protein-coupled receptor signaling pathway. Bases 695 to 2710 code for a protein of 671 amino acids. Lineage: Eukaryota; Metazoa; Chordata; Actinopteri; Salmoniformes; Salmonidae. The transcript has 6 exons.